GCCAGAGACUGUGCUGGUUUUUGGAAAGUUUGAAUCGCGGAACAGAUUAGGUCCUCGUGUUGUUGCAACAAUAUUUGAUUUGGAAGUUCUGGAGCCUGCCGGUCUCGGGGAGAAGCUAUUCUCACGCUAAGGAACAGCCAGCGUGGUUUCUUUGAAUUACCGACCGUCUCCAAGUGUCCGGGAUACCCCAGCUCGUUCUCCGCCAACCCGCUUACGAAAUUGUCCAUCCCUUGUUACAGUACCGGUCGCUUGGACGGAGCGGAGGCUCCCACUGUCCGCUCCACGCUUCGAGGGCCGCUGCCAGGAGAGGUGGGAGAGACGGAAGCCCGGAAGAGUUUGUGUGUGGGGUGGCGGGCCGCACAGCAGAGCCUGUGACCGGAGAGCAGGUGGAGCCCGCCGACUGCGGAACCUCGAGGUGGCUGGCAGUCCCGCUGAUGGAAAGCAGGCAAGCUCGGAACCUGUGUUGGUGAAGUGGGAGUGCCUGGCGUCGUUACUGACGGGGGUGAGUUUCACAGUCGCCUGCCCUGUCCCGCAUCGUGAACAGCCCGGGCAUUGAGCUGCAGAUAUGGACAGUGUUUUCCGUCAGGGCUCGCGCACGCCGCUGCUCACUGCACCAUGCAGGGGAAGGAGGAGCAGCCCUGGGACAAUGUCAUCUACAUCGUGAUGGAACUGCUGAUCGCCGUGCUGGCCGUGCUGGGCAACGUGCUCGUCUGCUGGGCUGUCUACCUGAACAGCAACCUGCAGAACAUCACCAACUUCUUUGUGGUCUCCCUGGCUGUGGCAGACAUUGCCGUGGGUGUCCUGGCCAUCCCCUUCGCCAUCACCAUCAGCACCGGCUUCUGCUCCCUGUUCUACGGUUGCCUCUUCAUCGCCUGCUUCGUGGUGGUGCUGACGCAAAGCUCCAUCUUCAGCUUGCUGGCCAUCGCCAUUGACCGUUACAUCUGCAUCAAGAUCCCACUCAGGUACAAUAGCCUGGUGACAGGCUCACGUGCGAGGGGUGUCAUCUGCAUCUGCUGGGUUCUGUCCUUCCUCAUUGGGCUGACCCCAAUCUUCGGCUGGAAUAAAUCUGGUCACAACAUGUCAGUGGCAGUGAACAGGACUCUGCCAUGCAGAGAUGGUUUGGUCUCCUGCUUGUUUGAGGAGGUGGUCACCAUGGACUACAUGGUCUAUUACAACUUCUUCGCCUGUGUCCUGCUUCCCUUGAUUCUAAUGCUGGGCAUCUACCUGAGGAUCUUCAUGGCUGCCCGGCACCAGCUCAAGCAGAUGGACUUCAGCAGUCUGCAAACGGAAAGAAGCAGGUCCACGCUGCGGAAGGAGGUGCAGGCGGCCAAGUCGCUGGCCAUCAUAGUGGGCCUCUUUGCAGCCUGCUGGCUGCCUCUGCACAUCAUCAACUGCGUAAACUUCUUCUGCGAGGAUUGCAGGCCUCCUGACAGCAUCCUGUACUUUGCCAUCAUCCUCUCCCACGCCAACUCUGUGGUCAACCCCUUAAUCUACGCCUACAGAAUCAGAGAAUUUCGACAGACCUUCCGGAAGAUCCUGAAAAGGCACAUACUGAGGAAAACAGAUCAGACGUUCACAAGACAGAACACAAGGAGCUCCAUUCACAUUGGUGGGGACAAUGUAAAUCUUCACGUCAAUGGAUGUGGCCUGGACCUCCUCACCAAUGCACGUGUCGAGGGAGCAGGUGUGGCAGAUAAAGACACUUUCCAACAUCAGCACCUUCUGGGUCACCGGCCAAAUGAGACCAGCCCAGGGGGCUCAAAGUGUGAGUGGGUUCUUGGCCAAGGACAACACUUGCCGGAGGAACGGGAUUUGAACUUACACACGGCCUUUCCACACCAGGCCUCCUGACGGCAUCCAAACAAGGCUUCAGUUUGUCCACAGAGCAAGGGAUGAGAUUGCAAGGUGUAGAGGGUGGUUCUCAGGCUGAGGUGUGCAGGCAUUAAGUCCUUGGUGUGAGGAGAUAGAGGAGCUGAGGAAAGGUGACCUGUAUUGGUUCAGUAAUGAACAUCCCUCAUACUCUCACCUGGAGAGAAGGUGCUGUCUGUUCUCAGACUUUGGGUUGGGCUGUGAUUUGUUAACUGUUUAUCCACUGCUGGGGCUGUGAUGUGUCAAAGGUACAUACUGGUUUUGGUGUGAGAAUUACAUAUAUGGACCGGGCUGGGACCACACACACUUCCCUUGGUGGACCUGGCCAUUCACACGGUGGCUACUGGAAGACCACCCACCUGAGGUCACUCAUGUUGCAUGGUGGGUGAUUUACCCAUCCUUUAGCACAGUAAUCAGUCCCCAGAUCUCUGCUGCAUCCUUCCUGGGGGAUCUGAUAAGACAGCCUUCUUCACACACAAGAACUGAACCCUGUAACUUAUUCUCAUCAACUUUAUUUAAAAUUACUGAGGUUCAGUGUACUCUAAUUCCAAGAUGGAGAGCUGAUCCUAACUUCUCCAGCAUGUAUAUCCCAAUACUGCACUUCUGAGACAAGAAUGGAUCUGAAACAUAGAACAGUACAGGCCUUUCGGCCCACAAUGUUACGCCGACCCUUUAACUACUCCAAUCAAUCUAACCUUUCCCUUCUUCAUAGCCCUCCAUUUUUCUUUCAUCCCUGUUCCUAUCUAAGAGUUUCUUAAUUGUCCCUAAUGUAUUUGCCUCUGCCACCACUCUCGGUGUAAAAAAUGACCCCUUACACCCCCCCUCUACUUUUCUCCAGUCAUCAAAUUAUGCCCCCUUGUAUCAGCCAUUCCCCCGCCCUCAGGAGUAAGUCUCCAGCUAUUCACUCUACGUUUCUUAUCAUCCUGUACAUCUCUUAUCAAAUCUCCUCUCAUUUUCCUUCUCUCGAAACAGUAAAACCCUAGCUCACUCAAUAUAUCCUCACAAGACAUGUUCACUAAUCCAGCGGUACUCUGGUAAAUCUCCUCUGCACCCUCUCUAAAGCUUCCUUGUCCUUCUCAUAUUGUGGGAACUAGGACUGAACAAAUACUCCCAAGUGUGGUUUAACCAGCGUUUAUAGAACUGCAGUAUUACCUUCCGGCUCUUGAACUCAAUCCCCCCUCCAACCAUAAGCCUUCUUAACUACCCUAUCAAUUUACAUGGUAACUUUGAGGGAAUUAUGGAUGUGAACCCCAUAUCCCUCUAUUCCUCCACAUUGUUAAGAAUUCUGCCAUUAAACCUGUAUUUUGCUUUUAAAUUCGACCUUCCAAAGUGAAUCACUUUACAGAUUUCUGGAUUGAAUUCCGUCUACCUUUUCUCAGCCCAGCUUUGCAUCCUAUCAAUGCUCUGUUGUAAGCUACACCAUCUACAAUUCUGACAAUCUUCAUUGGCAGUGAUGGAGAUGCUGUGUCAGGUGUGUACAGGUGGUGCUACUGGUCCACUGUGCUCACGGCUGUCCGGUUUUCAUCUGAGGGGACUGGUCAUGGUGUAGCCACACAACACAAUGGAGACCAGUGUGAAGACAGCAUCUUUGACCUCAAUCAUAGAGUGAUACAGCACAGAAACACCCUUCUGCCGACCUGGUCCAUGCUGACCAAGAAUGUGAGCGGGAUUGGGUUGAUGUUGCUGCUGACGAUAGAUGCCUCUGUGAAGGGUGGAUUGGUGAGAUUGAGGUUGUGGGCUUACCCCUGGUGUUGGGUCACUCACUAGCUGUCACAGACCCAGUCUAGCCACUCUGUCCUUCUGGUCUCAGCUAGCUCGGUCUGUUGUACUGCUAUCAAACUAGCCUAGGUGAUGGACGUUGAAGACUCCACCCAGAGUACGUUCUGUGUCCGUGAAGGAGAGGCACUGAUUUCUCAGCUGAUGGAGGAUGAUAGCUGGUAACAACAGGUCACCCCUGCUUGACCCAGUGUCCCAAGACUUAAUGGGAUCCAUAACUGAUGUUGAAGCUACAUCAGGCCACUCUCUACCACUACUGGGACAGAUAGGAGCAGUACUGAUCCAGGCCAGACUACCCCCGCCCAGCUCUAACACUGGCCAAGACUCAAACCUCGUACAUCCCUCCCCUGAAUCUACCUCCUCAUCUCCCGACCUGCUCAGCACACUGAAUUCCCAGCUCCCCCUCCCAUUGCCAUUGCACUCCCUUAUCCCCUGACCCCCUGCUCUUCCUUUUUUUGUGGAGGCAGAGUGUUCUCCCGAGUGCAGGGGUUGGGAGAGGAAAGACUUUGCAUCCUUCCACCAGUGGCAACCAGCCUGGGGAUUGAGUGACUCCAACCCAGACUCUGGAGCUACCACAGCAGCAAGACAUUCCUGGCUCCCCCAUCCCACUCCGGAUCUGGUCCAGACCAGAACUGUUCCAAGCCCCUCGCCUGGUCUCUGUUCCAAUCACUGUCUGUUGACAACAUCAUCACUGUAAAUGUUGCAGCCUCCUUGAACCCCCCCCUCCCCCACGGGCGCCGAAUCUGCUCCCCUCCCAUUCGAUUCCUAAUACCCCCAUUGGGUCAACUGCCCUGGUGUUGAUCCCUUUCCCACCAGCUUGGUCCCACUUCAACCCUCCCUGUUCAAACCACUCCCACCUAUGGUCUGUCCCCCAUCUGUAGUGUCGAUCCACCUCCCCCAUCAGUCCCAAACCCACCCAUCAGACCCAGUCUCCCUGUCGUUGGGCACGUGGCCAAGUGGUUAAGGCAUUCGUCUAGUGAUCUGAAGGUGGCUAGUUCGAGCCUCAGCUGUGGCAGUGUGUUUGUGUCCUUGAGCAAGGCACUUAACCACACAUUGCUCUAGUGUCUGUGUGAGGAGUGGCGUCCCACACAGACUUCCAAUCUGCGCCUUGUAAGGCAUGAAAAUGCCCAGCGCAGGCCUCUGAUGGUCUGAGUCGACGUCCCCCCCCACCCCCCGUCAGUCCCACUUGUCUGUUCCAAUCCCACUCCUCCCACUCUCUCUGUUGGUCCUACUUCCCCCUUGCCUGUCCCAAUCCCUCCUCCCACUGCCCCUGUAGUCCCACCCCAUCUGCCCCGAGCCUGCGCUAAGACGGCUCAGGCAGUCCCCAGGUGAUGUGGGGGUGGGCUUCAGUGAGUGGGGGCCCAGACUGCAGAUUCCAGAGCCUAGGGAAUCUGCCGAACGUGGGUGCAGCAGAUACCAACAUGACUGGGGAAUGCGAGAACAUGGAUAUGGGGGUGGGGGUGUUGGUUAGGGGAAGGACAAGGCAGUGAACAAGAGGGAACGGAGCAGGGGAACGGGUUGGGGG
This is a messenger RNA of Mobula hypostoma (lesser devil ray), 5170 nucleotides long. RefSeq names its product adenosine A2a receptor a (gene adora2aa). Gene Ontology annotation, biological process: adenylate cyclase-activating G protein-coupled receptor signaling pathway; G protein-coupled adenosine receptor signaling pathway. Lineage: Eukaryota; Metazoa; Chordata; Chondrichthyes; Myliobatiformes; Myliobatidae. The record is from RefSeq and is a predicted model, not a curated record. Gene Ontology annotation, cellular component: plasma membrane. Gene Ontology annotation, molecular function: G protein-coupled adenosine receptor activity. Bases 616 to 1851 code for a protein of 411 amino acids. The transcript is spliced from 3 exons.